Amphimedon queenslandica is the source of this 1873-nucleotide messenger RNA. RefSeq lists its product as uncharacterized. The coding region runs from base 334 to 1788 and encodes 484 amino acids. Gene Ontology annotation, biological process: signal transduction. Lineage: Eukaryota; Metazoa; Porifera; Demospongiae; Haplosclerida; Niphatidae. Gene Ontology annotation, molecular function: protein binding. The record is from RefSeq and is a predicted model, not a curated record. The transcript has 7 exons.
UCCAAUCCCUUUCAUAUAUGAGAAUGUGUGGCUCCACCCUAGCAUAAUUAUAUUAUUUAUAAAAACCAUAUAUAUAGCACUCGCCAGCAUGUUAUAAAUAUACUACUUAUAUUAUGUAUAGGCAUAUAUGGUGAUCUCAUAGUACUACCAGUAGACAGUAAUGGUUUAUUGUAUCAUUGUGACAAGUACGGUACAACCCUCGUUAUUCCUGAAGGAGCAGUACAGGAGUCAGCUACUGUAUGGUUUGGAGCAUGUUUGUAUGGUGAUAAAUUUGAUUUUGAUAACUAUGUUCCUGUCACUCCUAUUGUGUGGGUUUAUAUUAAUCAGGAGCUGAUGAAACCAGCAGAACUUUACUUGCCUCAUCAUAUUGAUGUUACCAACCAAACUUCGAAAAGCAACUUAGUUCUUCUAAAUGCUGACGAUGAAACAUUUUAUAGGAAAGGCAGUUUUAUGUUUACUUCAGUUGAUGACACUGAAAUGGAAGUAGAAGCAGCAUUAUGCAAAAUAUAUUGUAAUCACUUUUGUUCUCAUUGUGCUGGUGUUGAUAAACGAACAUAUAAAGAUACUGAUAAACAGUGUCAGUUAGCAGUUGCAACAAAAAAAGAAGAUGAUGUGACAGUUUCAGUACACUUUUGCAUAUUACCAUUUCAGCCUGCCUGUAAAAAGGUUGUUCUAGAGCAAUAUAAAGAAAGGAAUUUUACACUUACUUUUUCUAAACCUAUGAAGUUUGCAGAUGGUGGUAAUAUUUCACUGGAAUUUGAUCCUGAUGAGAAAAUUUUAGGCUGGGAAAAAGAUGAAGAUGACAUUUAUUGUGAUAAUGAGGUUUUGGAAAAGGAAGUCGAUUAUAAUGAAGUGAUUGGGUACCAAGAAGUAGCAUCCAAGAAUAAUAUUAAAAGACUAGAAGAAUUAGAAAAAGACCUACUUUAUCCUCCUCGCCUUCGUUUUCGAUUCAACUGCACCAAUCAAUCACUUGCAGAUAAAAUCACUAAAAUAAAAGUUAAAUUAAAUGGAUGUGAUCCAGUUUUGAAAUACAUUAUCAAAUUAAAAAGACCUGAUUUUAGCCCCUCUACUUUUGCUGAUCUUUCUGUUACUCCUGAAGAAACCUUUGAUGAUAUUCACAGCCGCUUGCAAUUUGACUUUGUUUUACUUAAGUCACUGUUAGUUGUUGGUGCUGCUUUUAAAGAUCAUCAUGAUGCUGAUAACAAAUGGUUUGUGUUUGGAUUAGCUCUUGGAUUGAGUCAUUCACAGUUGCGGGAUAUUGAAGCACAAAACAGUACAUUAGAGCAAUACGUCAGAGAAUCACUUAUGCUAUGGAGGACAAGAAACACAACAGCUUCAUGUAAACCAGUUGUCGAUGCUCUUAAAACAAUUCAUUUUGAAGAUACAGCUGCUCAACUUGAGUCUCAUUUUGAAGGUACAGCCGUAGCAGUACCUGGUGAUUCUCAUACUGACUUUCCUGUAAGCAGAAGUGCAAAAGUAACUUGUAAUGAUAUUACAUCAUUUGACCCAUCUCAACAAAAACUAGAUAUAACAAAAGCUGUCGAUGUUUUGAAUGCUUUAAAGUUAUUUGAUACUAAGAAAUGGAAAACAUUAGGACUUAAUUUGGGACUUUAUUUAACAACGCUAAAUAAAUUUACUGAAGAUCACUUGACAAAUACAGUUGGGGCUUGGUUGAGUUGUGAAGAUGGUGUUAUGGAAAAUGGAGGAGCAACUUGGCAAAACUUGAUCAAAGCUGUCAAAGAUACUGGUGAUAAAGCUACAGCUGAAAAAAUUCGCAAAAAAUUGUAACUAAAAUAGUCAAAGUUUCAAAAUGCAUAAUGGCAUAAUUUUGUAAUUCUCUUCAUUAAUAUGGUUUUUAAUUUCCAAAUUGCAA